AUGUUCAACAAUGUGGUGACAUUCGAUGAUACAUCAAACGAUGAUGAAUAUGGAGAAGGAUCAUCGAUCGGCUCGGAGAUUGUGAGCGGUCGAAGCUCGGGCACUUUUUCGACGGAAACGUUCGCACACGAGGAAAACGCAAAUGAAACGAUGCGACGGUUGAAAGCAUUGUAUCCAUUUGCGGUGGCAAAUAAUGCAUCUCUGCCGCUUCAUUGGAAUCCACAAGAUAAAAGUGAGCUGAUCGAACUACAACACAAUUGUCUCCGUGUAUCAAAUCGAGGUCAAAAGACGAGUCACACGAGUCACGCAAUCAAUCCAAAUUCGGAUAAAGCGACCGCCGCAUUGAUUCGAGCCAAUGCACCAGUGCCCCGUCUAUGUGGAAUCUAUUAUUUUGAGGUGACAAUUUCUCAGGGAAAAGACGGCCGAGUCGGUGUCGGCUUUGGGCCAAGAACUAUGGGAACAGCGCGGAUGCCGGGCUGGGAUCCGCACUCGUACGCUUAUCACGGUGAUGAUGGAUACUUUUUCACAAGUGAUGGUAACGGUCGUGAGUAUGGACCAAAAUUUAAAGAAAACGAUACAGUUGGCGCUGGGAUAAAUCUCGUCGAGCAAACGGUCUUCUUCACGUUAAAUGGAAAGAAUUUGGGUUCUGCAUCGAAAGUUCAAAUCUCGGAUUCGGCAAUUCAAUUGUAUCCAGCGCUGGGAUUGCAGAGUCCCGACGAAAUUGUUGACUCAAAUUUUGGACAAAAGCCAUUCAUUUACAAUAUCGAUAAAGAUCUUCAAAAUCUACAGAAAGAAGUUGGUGACGAGAUCGAGAAUGUCGCGUUACCGGCCGAAAAAGGGACAUGGAUGAAUAGUGCGAUUUGUUCGUGGUUGUUGAGCGAGGGCCAUGUCCGUGCUCUAACAGCUCUCACUCGACUCACGAAAACGAACCUCAACUUCACUGAAGAGGGGAUAAAUCGAAGGAAUUCCAUUCGAUCGUUGAUUAUCUCAAAGCGAUCAUCGGAAGCAGCUGAUCGAAUUGAGCAAUUCUAUCCGCAAUUGUUUGCAGAAAAUCGAAAGAUCGAAUUAUUCUUGAAAUGUCAAGUGUUUGUCGAGAAAUCUCAGUCGAUUAUCUUGGAAACGAAAGGAAGUACAACCUCGUUGAAUGGAAUGCCGACUUUGAAAAGGACAAAUCGACCAUCGAGAGGACAAAAAAGGCGGCAACAAGACUCCGAAGCGGGCACAUCUCGUGAAGAACCGCCAACAAGGAGAAGCCCGGCUAACAACCAAACCGAUGAAUCGGUACAAAAUGGUUGUGCGAAGAAUGGGAAUUUCAAGAAUGGCAACGAGAAGAAUGGGAAUCUGAUGGGUAGUGGAUUGAUGGGAACGACAACGAUUGAAGACGAAGAUGCCGAGGAUGAAGCGAUGGAUGGCGUCAUUCGUAUCGAUGACGAGAACACUUCCACGAAUCGUUGCGGGUAUUCGUUGAUUGACAAAACGGAAGCCGACGGAAAAUUGGGAGAGAUUAUCACUUACGGUCAGCAUGUCUCAAAGUUGAGAACGCAAUGCGAGAUUGAUUUGAACGGUGACGAGAAAGCGCUCAUAAAUGAUGCAUUGAUGGCAAUUCUGAGUGACGUAAACGAUUUUGCGAAACUCGCUCACAUGCAACCAGGACAUCGAGAGAAAUUGGCUCAAGAUGUCAAUGCGGCAAUUAUGAAAUACGAAGGCUAUAAACCAAUUUCUCUGCUCGACACCUAUUACAAUACGAUUCAUUUAACGAAACGACGUCUGUUGAAGGAAAAACACCCAAAAAGUCCCUUCAUCAAUGUGGACAGUCUUUUUUCGUCAAUCGACUUCGUGCAUACUCCAAAAAUUUCAUUUGAUGAUGCUCAAAUGGAUGUUGAGCAAAAA
Mesorhabditis belari is the source of this 1890-nucleotide messenger RNA. NCBI's taxonomy places the organism in Eukaryota, Metazoa, Nematoda, Chromadorea, Rhabditida, Rhabditidae. The record is from the annotation of a GenBank genome assembly.